AUGUGGAACAAGAAGGUGAGAGAAGAUUCGAUUCCCGCUGCGGAGAGAGUCUAUUGUCCAUACCCCAACUGCUCAAUGUUGAUGUCCAAAACCGAGCUUUCGAGCUCUGCUGGCUCUGACCAGUCCAGUGUUCGGGAAUGUGUCAAAUGCAAUGGGCUGUUUUGCAUGGAUUGCAAAGUACCAUCGCAUACCGAUUUGUCGUGUGCUGAUUACAAGAAACUUCACCCUGACACUUUAGUUGAUGACAUGAAGCUAAAGUCUCUUGCAGAGGACAAGAAGUGGCGUCUAUGUGUCAAGUGUAGGAACAUGAUUGAACUUUCUCAUGGCUGCAACCACAUGACUUGCAGAUGUGGGUAUGAGUUUUGCUACAAAUGCGGGACUGAAUGGAACAAGAACAAGCAGAGUUGUCCUUCUGGUUGCCAACUUACUGGCCUUGGUGAUUAUGAUAUUGAAGACGAUGAUGACUCAGAACAUACUUGCGAAACGGAUAUGUGUCAAUGCUAUUACGAUGAAAAUGGUCGUCGUUUUCGUAACUAUGAAGAAUAUAUUGAUCGCCAAAUAGUGCAAGUUUUUCUGCUCUCUUAUUACAAGUCAUUUGAUUCGUAUAACUCCAUUGGAUUCUUGUAUUUGAUUUAUGUUGGUUCUUGCAGCGAUUAUCCCAUGCCGCCGCUUCCCCCGCUUCCCCCGGGUGAGGUGCAGGAGUAUGAGCAGUUUGACAUUGUAGAAGGGAAUGGUGACGACUAUGAUGAUGAUUACUACAAUUAUGGAGGUUUAACUGAAUCUGACGAUGAAGGAGGGUUUAGUGAGGCCUUUUUCAUAGAUUAUUAUUCUCUUUAA
Messenger RNA from Microthlaspi erraticum, 837 nucleotides. NCBI's taxonomy places the organism in Eukaryota, Viridiplantae, Streptophyta, Magnoliopsida, Brassicales, Brassicaceae. The record is from the annotation of a GenBank genome assembly.